Messenger RNA from Haliotis rubra (blacklip abalone), 1408 nucleotides. RefSeq lists its product as uncharacterized. The coding region runs from base 1 to 1302 and encodes 433 amino acids. The transcript is spliced from 6 exons. The record is from RefSeq and is a predicted model, not a curated record. NCBI's taxonomy places the organism in Eukaryota, Metazoa, Mollusca, Gastropoda, Lepetellida, Haliotidae.
AUGGUGUGUGAUUUUGAAGGUGACACUGCUAACUGGGACAUGAUGAAGGUGAGAUGCACUCUUGUCCCUCCCGAAAAGAUGCAAGCACGUGCCACAAGAGCUCAGCACAAUGGCACUCUUUACCGGCAAAAGCUUAAACACAUUGGUGAAAAACGAAAAGAUGAAGAAGAGCAAUUUGGCGAAGUCAAAACAAGAAAGUAUGACGCCCUAAACUAUGUAGCAGCCCCAUUUGAGCUUAAGACAAACAUCUGUGUGGAACCGCAGCAGUUCAACAUUCAAACGAAAGACUUCUUUCUACCAUCACUACAACAGAUUGGUGACAGUAUCAAAGACAUUCGAGAAUUCUACUGUCCUCGUGGUAAACUUAGCAUUGUGCCUAAAAGCCUUACCGCCAGUCUAAAGAGGAUCACUGAGAAACUUGUAACUUUCCUUCAAGAAGAAACAUUUUCUUUGUCCCAAAACAGUGGACUGAUAGACACAGCCAAACCAAGACUUCUUCAAGAAACAGAUGGUUUCAUCUUUAUCGCUAAGACAUUGUGUUUUCCAUUAAAUAUACCGUACAGUGAGUUGCCAUCAGAUAUCCGCUGCGACAUUGUCUUGAUGCUCCCUUCUCAACCAGCAUUUGUGCUGACUGUAGUUGAUAACGACACCACAGAAGCAAAGAAAUACGUCAGUGUUGCUAGAGGGCUGAUCACCUCCCUCAAUAGGUUCAUUGACGAUGACUUUUCAGCAGUGUUUGGUGUUGUGUGCAAGUCUCAUCUUGACUCAUGGGAUACAUUUCAAUCCAAGUUGAAGACGCUUGCGCAUUCAUGUAGCAGAUUUGUUACGUUUGACUCCCUUUACAUGUCAGAAGGAAAAUAUGAUAAACUCAUUACUUCUUUUUGGGCUUCAGUUGCCAAAGUAGAGCCUGGCGAUCAGUUUCCCGACGCAGAAAGGAUUAAUUUCCUAACAAAAGAACAAUGCACAGUGUUGUUAGAAAAUAUGAAUUCCAAAUAUGUGUUUGUGUUGACGCUUCCAAAGUGUGGUGGAACUACUCUGAUGUUGGAAGUUGCUAGAAGACUUCAAAACUUUCUACCAACCUAUCUCAUGGUCAAAUCAGUGGAAGACAAGUCCAAGUACAGAGGUUUGUGUGAGAGUGUUUCAACGGCAUUGAUUUCUGAAAGUCCUGCAAUAACAGAUGUCUUGGACAACAACUGCGAGUCCGAGAGAGCCGCUGUCACAGAAUCAAUUCUACCUUUGCAUGAUCACGAAACCAUCAAAAUUACGUGGACCUUCUACAAUCAGAAAUAUAAUCUAUGUUAGACUAACUGAACAAAUCACUGAGAAGUAUUUUCGCAUGACAAUGUACCAAUACAUAUGAAUGUAAUACAAACCUGAAAUGAAGAUGUCAUUUUGUAGAAGAUUAUUA